Molecule: messenger RNA, 1758 nt
Organism: Eublepharis macularius
Lineage: Eukaryota; Metazoa; Chordata; Lepidosauria; Squamata; Eublepharidae
Gene: MOK
Product: MOK protein kinase
Exons: 12
Coding region: 166-1428 (420 amino acids)
Biological process (GO): protein phosphorylation; intracellular signal transduction
Cellular component (GO): nucleus; cytoplasm
Molecular function (GO): protein serine/threonine kinase activity; ATP binding
Source: RefSeq, a predicted model, not a curated record
GCGCGGGACGCUCUGGGGUUGCCAGGGCGACAGGGAGACAACAUGGCGCGCCGACAGCUCUGUCCUGGGGAGGGGGUCUGGAGCCGCAGAGGGGACCGCGUCCUCCCCACCCGCCCCCUCCCCGCCGCCCGGCCCUGAGAGCGCCCAGGGAGAAGCGAGCGGAGGAUGAACAAAUACAAAACAAUUAGUAAAAUUGGCGAGGGAACUUUUUCCGAUGUUCUGAAGAUACAGUGUCUGAGAGACGGACAAUAUUAUGCAUGUAAACAAAUGAAACAGCAUUUUGAAAGUAUUGAGCAUGUGAACAACCUGAGAGAAAUACAAGCAUUAAGACGACUGAAUCCACACCAAAACAUCCUUACACUCCAUGAAGUGAUAUUUGACAAGAAAGCUGGUUCUGUUGCAUUAAUAUGUGAACUAAUGGACAUGAACAUAUAUGAACUGAUAAAAGAGAGAAAAAAACCGUUGCCUGAAAAAAGAAUAAUGAAUUACAUGUACCAGUUAUGCAAGUCUCUUGAUCACAUGCAUAGGAAUGGAAUAUUCCACAGAGAUGUAAAACCGGAAAACAUAUUAAUAAAGCAGGAUCUUCUGAAAUUAGGGGAUUUUGGAUCAUCUAGGAGUAUACAUUCCAAACAGCCAUAUACAGAAUACAUCUCUACACGCUGGUACAGAGCACCCGAAUGUCUUCUCACAGACGGCUACUAUAGUUACAAAAUGGAUAUGUGGAGUGCUGGUUGUGUUUUCUAUGAAAUUGCAAGUUUCCAGCCACUCUUUCCUGGAUUGAACGAACUGGACCAGAUCUCAAAAAUCCAUGAUAUUAUAGGUACUCCUCCUAAGAAGAUUCUUAAUAAGUUCAAGCAGUCGAGAGUGAUGAGCUUUGACUUUCCUAUCAGAAAAGGGAAAGGGAUCUCUCCAUUUAUGCCUAAUUUGUCCAGAAAGGGCCUGCCACUAAUGUAUGCAAUGCUACAGUAUGAUCCUGAUGACAGAAUUGAUGCCCGUGAAGCGCUGCAGCACGCUUACUUCAGAGAGUUGAGGGUGGCAGAGAAACAAGCUUUGGCUAUGCGCAGAAAAAUGAGAUUAGCAGAAAACCCCUUAGAAAGGGACUGUAUCAGCUUGCGGCGUAUUUCAAAGGAGGAUCAAAGGCAGAACUUUCUGAGGAAAGCCCAGGAGAAUCCACUGGGACAUCAUGGACCUCUCUAUGCAGUAGAGUUGCCAAAACUGGCUGUUCCUGCAGUAACCAACUUGACUUCUUACCCAAAUCCUACAUUUCAGCCAGUUUUUGCCUUACCAGCAACCAACGGGCCUGUCCAGGUGUUGCAACCUAUCACAUGUUUUGGGACACAUCGCAAGUCUGAAAAACAGAAGGAAUUCAAAUCUCCUGUGAAACAAUUCCACUUGCCUGCUCUGGAAAGAAGAGGUGGAGGAUACUGAUGGGCACGAUUCUCUUGCGCUCUCCAUGUUCUCAAAGGUACAUCAACAGCAAUAGUGCCUUACCUUCGCAAAUGCUGCAGCGAGAUGCUACAAAAAGCAGUUCUUUUGGUACUAGAUUCUUUUUUUUAAAAAAAACACACGGUUGUCUAUGUAAGCACCAUUUUCGUAGCUCAGAAUGCACUUUAUUAAUUUUUUUUAAAAGAUCCUUAAAAACAAAAAUUCCCUUUUUUCCCUCUCAAGUGGAUCGUAUACUUGUUCAAUUGUGCUGGACUAUUAGGAAUGAAUUUGUUACAAGUUUUAUAUUAAAUGCUAAAAAGUGUUUAUUUAUGA